Molecule: messenger RNA, 1071 nt
Organism: Thlaspi arvense
Lineage: Eukaryota; Viridiplantae; Streptophyta; Magnoliopsida; Brassicales; Brassicaceae
Source: the annotation of a GenBank genome assembly
AUGAACAAUUGCCGUGAAUUUCUCUUUCACCAGAGACAAAGAACUUCAGCAGCUUCAAUCGACGGAACUCCAGCAACGAUCCGGAAGGCUGAAGGCUCGCACUCUGGAGAGAUGCUCGUAGAAAUGCGUCUUAUGGCACUAAUGGAGCAGAGGUUGAAGGAGUCAGCCGAGGCAGGGGAUAUCAGUGCUCUCUACUUCUGCCGGACAAACCUUUUUGCAAUCGAAAUACUUCGCUUAAAACCAUCAUUUGGGAGGAAGCUGAACGUGGAUGGCCUAACCCCACUCGACCUGGCUUUACAAAAUGGGCACUCUGAGACCGUGAGGCUUCUUGUGAAGUUUGAUGCUGGGCUUAUCCGAGUCAAAGGAAGGGAGAGUUACACUCCUUUGCAUUAUGUAGCUGAGACAGACAACAUCGAUCGUCUUGCUGAAUUUUUGUACGCUUGCCCUGCGUCGAUCAAGGACUUGACCAUCCGAGAUGAGAGUGCUCUGCAUAUUGCAGUGAAAAACUCCAGGCUUAGAGCUUUUAAGGUUUUGCUUGGCUGGCUCUCCAGGACCCUCGAAAUAGAAGUGCUGAACUGGAGGGACGGGGAUGGCAACACUGCAUUGCAUAUAGCAGUGGCCACUAAUCAAGUUCAGAACAAAUCUCAAGAAUUGGGAGGGAUUAACUCCCUAGACUUGGCGUUGAGACUUGAAAACAAUGAGGAGGUCCGGAAAAUUUUACUCCGUGUAAAUGCUUUGGUAUCUUCACCUCUCCGGAAGACCUUUAACCUCGCCGAGUUCUUGACUUCAAAAGAGCGGGCGUACUCAGUCCCCCAGGAGGAGUUUGGCCAGCUCAAGUCGACACCAGUCUACCUAAUUAUUCCAUCACCUUCGCUAAACGGCAGUUUUCCCCACCCUGUGGUGAAUAACAUCUCCGUGGUUGCUCUUAGGCAAAACCAAUCUUCAAACAGCACUGCCGGAAAAGUCGUCAUGCAUGGGGACGAUUUGCUUGUCUUUUCAUUGGCUAAUACAAACAGUUUUCACUCUCUCAAUCCUGGUGCUCAUCAGUGCCCUUCCUUGGGCACCUUAUAG